CGCUCGAGCGCCCGGACCCUCCUCGCCCACUUCCCGCCGAGCGGCCCCGGGCUCCGCCGGCCGCCCGGCCCCGUCCGCUCUCCCUCCCCGCUCCCGCCCUCUCGGCUCUUCCUGUUUUGACUCCUCCUUUUCAUUCAUAACAAAAGCUACCGCUCCGGGAGCCCGGCGCCCGGCUGAAUCCGAAGCCCAGCGUGGAAGAAUGGGGUUCCUUUGGACCGGCACCUGCAUUCUGGUGCUGGUGCUCCAGAGUAGCCCGAUCCAAGCCUUCCCCAAACCCGGAGGCAGCCAAGACAAGUCUCUGCAUAAUAGAGAAUUAAGUGCAGAAAGACCUUUGAAUGAACAGAUUGCUGAAGCACAAGCAGACAAGAUUAAAAAAACAUACCCUCCAGAAAACAAGCUAGGUCAAAGCAAUUAUUCUUCUGUUGAUAACUUGAACCUGCUAAAGGCAAUAACAGAAAAGGAAAAAAUUGAGAAAGAAAGACAAUCCAUAAGAAGCUCCCCACUUGAUAAUAAAUUGAAUGUGGAAGAUAUUGAUUCAACCAAGAAUCGAAGACUGAUUGAUGAUUAUGAUUCUACUAAGAGUGGCUUGGAUCAUAAAUUUCAAGAUGAUCCUGAUGGCCUUCAUCAACUAGAUGGAACUCCUUUAACUGCUGAAGACAUUGUCCACAAAAUUGCUACCAGGAUUUAUGAGGAAAAUGACAGAGGAGUGUUUGACAAGAUUGUUUCUAAACUGCUGAAUCUUGGCCUCAUCACAGAAAGCCAGGCACACACACUGGAAGAUGAGGUAGCCGAGGUUUUACAAAAAUUAAUCUCAAAGGAAGCCAACAAUUAUGAGGAGAAUCCCAAUCAACCCACAAGCAGGACUGAGAAGCAGGCUGGAAAAAUAACAGAGAAAGUGACUCCAAUGGCAGCAAUUCAAGAAGGUUUUACUAAUGGAGAAAAUGAUGAAACGGUAUCUAACACCUUAACCUUGACAAAUGGCUUGGAAAGGAGAACUAAAACCUACAGUGAAGACAACUUUGAGGAACUCCAAUAUUUCCCAAACUUCUAUGCAUUACUGAAAAGCAUUGAUUCAGAAAAAGAAGCAAAAGAGAAAGAAACACUGAUUACUAUCAUGAAAACAUUGAUUGACUUUGUGAAGAUGAUGGUAAAGUAUGGAACAAUCUCUCCAGAAGAAGGAGUUUCCUACCUUGAAAACUUGGAUGAAAUGAUUGCUCUUCAGACCAAAAACAAGCUAGAAAAAAAUGCUACUGACAAUAAAAGCAAGCUUUCCCCAGUGCCAUCAGAAAAGAGUCAUGAAGAAACAGAUAGUACCAAGGAAGAAGCUGCUAAGAUGGAAAAAGAAUAUGGAACCUUCAAGGAUUCCACAAAAGAUGACAACUCUUUCCCAGGAGGAAAGACAGUUGAACCAAAAGGGAAAACAGAAGCCUAUUUGGAAGCCAUCAGAAAAAAUAUUGAAUGGUUAAAGAAACAUGACAAAAAAGGAAAUAAAGAAGAUUAUGACCUUUCAAAGAUGAGGGACUUCAUCAACCAACAAGCUGAUGCUUAUGUGGAGAAAGGCAUCCUUGAUAAGGAAGAAGCUGAGGCCAUCAAGCGCAUUUACAGCAGCCUGUAAAAAUGGCAAAAGACCCGAGUCUUCAGACUUUUCAAAAAACAUAAUAUAGCUUAAAACACUCCUAAUUCUGUGAUAAAAGGUUUUUUGAACCAAGGAUUAUUAGAAAGUGCUGAAUUUACAGUAGUUAACCUUUUAGUAGUGGUUAAAACAUAGCGUUCUUGCCAUAAAAACUAUCUGAAAAGUAAAGUUGUAUGUGAGCUGAAAUUUUGAAUGUAGAAUCCUUAUUUCCUCAUAGACUAAACAUCUUAUAAUCAAGAGGUAUGCUGCUUUGAAAAAGUCCUCUAACAGACCGAACAUAAAACUAACUCUUCUUUCCACUAUCUCACACACACAAACACUCUUGGAAGAAUUAAAGAGGUUCCGUUUUCAAGGCAUGCGGGGUGCCAAAGCACCUUGUAGAAUGUCUGCUAAAGAUGUCAUCUCCACGAGUGGUUCUCUUUUGGGAGUUGAAAUAAAUUCACCCUUUUCUCAAAGCCUCAUAGCUUCAGGAAAGCCAUCUGCUUUUUUGGCUGCUCUUUUCAGCUGGCUCUUGAUAGGCCCAGAGGCACACAAAGGAACCUGGAAAAUGGCUAUAGGGUUUGCUGGAUUUAUUAACAAUUUCUCCUGCUCUUAACAUUUCCUAUUAGUGAGUUUUCAGACAUGGCGUUAACUUAUAAAGAGGGAUAUUUAUGUACUCGCCAAGAGGACAAAGGAAGUCAUAAACACAGUAUAAAGCAAGGUAAAAAUAUAUGCCAGAUCUCAGUUAUCUAAACUGGAUUUGAUCCAAGCCGAGGUUCCUCAACAGAGAGCAAAGGGCCAGACAGUGAACUUCAGAUCCCUGCAAUUCUACUCUUCCUCAGUCACACCAUCAACAUGGCCCCUGGAAACAACCAUCGAGUGGCCUGAGGUCCACUUGAAAUGUGAAUGGUUGAUCGCCCUAAAACAGAGAAUGUUUUCAAAAUGUAUUAUUCAGUGUAAAUUAACUACAUAAUUAUUUUUCCAUAUAUUGGCUUGAAAUUGUAAAACUAACAUAAUGCUUUGUGUAUUCGUGGUCACUACUUCUGGUUCACAAAAUGGCCUUCUGAUGCCUCCAUUGCUGAAUGCCCUGCCUAGUAUUCAACUGUUUGGUGAGGACUGGGAAACUUACAGGGAAGCGAUAAGAGGCUGUCUUUCACGGGCAGGGGACAUUGCUGUUCCUUCCCAUCCUCCAGUUGCAAAAACAAACAUAAACCAAAGCCUGACACACACAUACAAACUUAACUCUGUAUGUUGUAGAGAAGCCAGUAUCCAUUGGUGAGUGGCUAGAGGCAAGGAACUAAAAACUCCUUGACCCAAUGAGUCACAGUGUUUUAAUGAGUCAUCUCUGAUAAUAUGACCAACUCUACUUCAGCCACGCCCAAACAGGCUGCUUCUCCAUCAGACAAUGAACUGGCUCUGGCUAAAGCACUUUAUCCAUUCACUUUUCUAUAAUGUCUGUAAGUAUCUAUGCAGUUGUUUUUUAAAAAUAAGAACUUCGCUUAAGGAGUUUAUUGUAGUUUUCAAAGUACAUUGGCAUCCAUUAGCUCCUAUCCAUAACCAAGACAUAAGGAAGAUCACCAGUCUUGUUUUGAAAAUGAGGAAACUGGCUCACAAAGUGAACAGGACACAAGAUAUGCUUAAGCUCCUGCGGCCAAGAAGUGGGAAAGCUGCAACUGGAAUCCAGGUUUCUUCUCUCCCAGCCCACGCCUCCAACAACUCCAUGGACUAAAGUACUCUAGUCCAGUCCAGUUCAACUGGGGCCAAAAAGAAUUCAAAGUUACUAAUAACUUGAAGAUGAGCAAUGUUUUGGCUGGAAAUUACUAAAAGAAACCUUAGUCAAAAAUAAAAUACUCAGAAAAAUG
Molecule: messenger RNA, 3474 nt
Organism: Carlito syrichta (Philippine tarsier)
Lineage: Eukaryota; Metazoa; Chordata; Mammalia; Primates; Tarsiidae
Gene: SCG3
Product: secretogranin III
Exons: 12
Coding region: 200-1615 (471 amino acids)
Biological process (GO): protein localization to secretory granule
Cellular component (GO): secretory granule membrane
Source: RefSeq, a predicted model, not a curated record